UCAUAUUUGUAAUUUAGAGUUGACGUUUAUGACAGCUAUCAAAAUAAAUAACCGUUAAAACUUUUGAAUUAAAUAGUGAUAAAUUACAAGAAAAAUUUGUUGAUAACGAAUUUUUAUAGUAAUAGAAAUGGAUACUUUAAAGUUGUUUGAAGAAUCUCUACUGUACUUUUAUGAAGAAGUUAGAGUGAAUACAUAUAAAAACUGGAUUUUUGAUGAUAGUUCCGAUUGUAAUGUUGAAAAGAUGGCAGAAGCAGGAUUCAUUUUUGUUGGAGAUGAAGAUGAACGGGAUGCUGUGAAGUGCUUUUUUUGCAACAAACAUCUUGAUGGUUGGGAGUCGACAGAUAAUCCUUGGAAAGAGCAUUUAAAACAUGCACCAAAUUGCUCAUUUGCAAAACUAGAAACAUCUCAAAAUAAUAUAACAUUGGAUCAAGCUCUUAAACUGAGAAGGGACUAUUUAAUCAACAUACUCAAUGCUCAUUUCAAUGAUAUAGACAAUGAAUUGACAAAUACACUUAAAAAAGCUAAAGUGCAGAUAAAAAAAUCUUAAAUAUAGGCGUCAAAUUGUGAAUGAAUCAACAUUCUUGUGAAGGUUUAGAAUAUCUUGAUAUUAUGUUUCUUUUGUUAUUUACCAGUAGUGUCAAAUGUAUUCUGAGUGACGUUUUAAAGUAAUUAAGUUUAUUUUAUGUAUUAAGUGUGUUUAUUUUUUGCAUUACUCUCAAUAGAAAGUAUACUGUUUGAGUCAAGUAGAAACCUACAGAAAUUCUAGAUAGAUAUUCUAGUUUUCUGUAACACCUUGUAAAAGGUUCAAAAACUUUAUUCAAUCGUAUCAAAAUUCAUUAAAAUUUUUUGAGAAAAUACUGAAUAAUACUGUAUUUCAUUAUGAUUCUUCAGAAAUUGAGGGUAAACCAGGGGCUAUGCUGAACAUUCAGCAUUAUAUUCUAAUUUUACUAGUGCUGAAAGCAAGUUAACUUGGAGGAAAUAGAUCACCAGUAGGCCUCAUCAAGGAGCUGUUAAAUCUUGAAGUUGAAGUAAUAGCCGCUUUCCUCAGGUGCGUGUAAGUGGACAUAACAGCUCAUUUAUAAGGGAAAACUCUCCAAGAACCCUGCAAAAGCAAGGACCAUAACAAAUCCUCCUCCUCUGAGGGCUCUGAGCAAAUGGGUACUAUUUUCAAAGUAUCAGCUUUUACAGAUGUCGAGGCUGUGGUGAUCCAGGUAAAGCUUGUUAAGGGGCCAAAAACCCCAGGUUCUACGCCCAUCAAACGAGUUAGCCCCAAAAUCUGUAAAACUGAACACCCAGUAGGUAACUACGCAAAAUGUUAGGAGGAGGAAUGUCGAAUCUGCAGCCGGCUGUGAAAUGAGCAGGACAACGUGAUUCUGGCUUCACUAAAAAAAGUUUCUGGAUUUCAUUGACCAUCAUGCAGUCUCCACACGGUAGCAGAACCAAUCCGCUGUAUUUUCUCCCUCUUCAACUGGUUAGGAAUCAUAUCCUAAUUUCGUUAAAAGAUUCAAACCAAAACGCCUUUGGAAAUUCCAAGUACGGCGUAUAUGCUUAACGGUAACAGUAAAACUUAUUUGAGUUUAGAUUAUGCACAGUAGAAUAUUCAAGAAUGCCUAACAGAUAUUUAUUUAGGUGUGUAGCUGCUGCAUCUGGAUCUGUAGGAUCAAAUGAUUCAAAAAUAUUGUUUUUUCUUUGACAAUCAAUUGUGGAGAUAAACAAAAAAGCCCAUAAUUAUCAAUAUAUAACGUUUUAUAAAUUUAUUAAAACUAUAUAGAUAUUAUACCUCAUUUUAAAAGAUACAGUAUUAAAAACGAAAUUAUAUGAACUACAAAUAAAACUUUAACAAUA
This is a messenger RNA of Diorhabda sublineata, 1845 nucleotides long. RefSeq names its product baculoviral IAP repeat-containing protein 5-like. NCBI's taxonomy places the organism in Eukaryota, Metazoa, Arthropoda, Insecta, Coleoptera, Chrysomelidae. The record is from RefSeq and is a predicted model, not a curated record. The transcript has 3 exons. The coding region runs from base 128 to 547 and encodes 139 amino acids.